GACACUUCCAAGUAAAGUGAUUUUCCUAUCCUUAUUUCGUCCCUUUCUUUCCCCUCCAUCUUCGGACCCCACCCUACCCCGUUUUGAGCUACCCCAACACGACCAAAGCUGUGUCGGAAAAAAAGAAAAAAAAAAUCAUCAUGGGCGCGACGACUUUUGAUAUCUCGCCCGAGAAAAGGGCAACCCAACUCCAAUUCUUUUAUCGCCAGAUCUUUGUCACACCCCCGCCAGUAACAAAGCGCGACGUGAACCUGAGCGGAAAGACAGCAAUCGUCACGGGGUCCAAUGUUGGGCUAGGACUGGAAGCGGCACGUCAGCUCCUUGACCUAGGAUGCAAGGUUAUUCUGGCCGUCCGUGACGAAGGCAAAGGCGAAAAAGCCCGCCAAACCCUCGCCCUUGGUCGAAAUCUUCCAUCCGGCUCGAUUGAGGUGUGGAAGUUGGAUCUCGGGUCUUACGACUCCAUCAUGUCCUUCACGGAACGCACCAAGAGCUUGAAGAAUCUCGACAUUGCCCUUCUCAACGCCGGUCUGUUCAAGGUCCACGAGUCGUUCGCUUCAACCGGCUACGAGGAGGAUUUUCAGGUCAACUACCUGUCCAACAUCCUCCUCGCCGUGUCCUUGCUACCGAUCAUCAAAGAGAAGAGGGUCGGAAGCGACCCCGGCCGCGUCUGCCUGGUGUCCUCCGACAUGGCCGCCUGGGCCAAGUUCGAGGAACGAACGGCGACACCGCUUCUGCCGGCCUACAAACAGAAAGCGAAGAACUGGGACAUGGGAGACCGCUACGCGACGACAAAGCUUCUCGGCCAACUGUUCGUGACCGAGCUGUCGAAGCAUGUGCCUCCAUCCGCCGUCACCGUGACUCUCGCCAACCCGGGAUUCUGUGCCUCUGAUCUUGGCCGAGACACCCACGGUCUCUUUCGCUGCGUCCACAAGCUCCAGUCCGCCUUGAUCGGCCGGAAAUGCGCUACCGGUGCUCGCACACUAGUCCACGCGGUUACUACUGUGGGCGAACCGGGACAUGGACAGUACAUCGAGGAUGCGAAGAUCCAGCCCAUGCCGCCUAUUGUCUACGAGCCUGAAGGCCAGCGUCUCUCGAAGCAGAUUUACGAGGAAACCCUGGAUGAACUUUCGUUUGCUGGCAUCAGGGAUAUUAUCAAUGGAAUGUCAAAGCCAGAGUAACUAGCUUGGUUUCUGCGUCCCUUUCAGUACGUAAUAGCGAACAAUCAAUUUAUCCAGUCUCACACAUUUCUUUACGAUGGAUGGCCGGUUUCGGAAAUGCAUUGAUUUCACGUGUCAAGGCGAGGGGGGGCAUUUCCGUGUCUGAAUUGAGGUUGUCACUGCUGCAGCUACCAUGUGUUCGAUACACAGGCUCUCGCAUAUCGUAAAUACUACCUUGGGUAUUUUUGACCUGAC
Messenger RNA from Sodiomyces alkalinus F11, 1412 nucleotides. RefSeq names its product NAD(P)-binding protein. The record is from RefSeq and is a predicted model, not a curated record. The coding region runs from base 141 to 1178 and encodes 345 amino acids. NCBI's taxonomy places the organism in Eukaryota, Fungi, Ascomycota, Sordariomycetes, Glomerellales, Plectosphaerellaceae. The transcript is spliced from 2 exons.